AUGGCGCCGAAGCAGAAGACGAUCGAGCAGCGCUACCAAAAGAAAUCGCAGCUAGAGCAUAUUUUGCUCAGACCGGACACCUACAUCGGCAACACAGAGCUGCAGACGCAGCAGAUGUGGAUUUACAAUGAGGAGACUAAGCGGAUGGUCUAUGAGCCUGUCUCUUUCAUCCCUGGUCUGUACAAGAUAUUCGAUGAAAUCCUCGUCAACGCAGCCGAUGUCCACGCCAGACAGCAGUCAGACCCCUCGUUGAACAAGAUGACCUUCAUAAAGGUCAACUUCAACAAGGAAACAGGGGCAAUUACCGUGGCAAACGACGGCGAGCCCAUCCCGGUGCAGAUACACAAGGAGCACAACAUCUACGUGCCGGAAAUGAUCUUCGGCGAGCUCCUUACGUCUGACAACUACGAUGACUCGGAAGGUCGCAUCACUGGCGGUAGGAACGGUUUCGGUGCCAAACUGACGAACAUUUUUUCGAAGACCUUUGCGGUCACAUGCGGAGAUAGCAGGAGACACAAACAGUUCGCAAUGAAGUGGGAGGAGAAUAUGAAAAAGAUACAAUCUCCGGCGAAGGUUAUACCUUAUCACGGUAAAGAUUUCGUCAAAAUUACAUUCGUGCCUGACUACGAGAGAUUUGGCAUUUCUGCCAUGGACGAUGGCACGCUCAAGGUGCUCUUGAAAAGAGUAUACGACGUCGCCGGCACAACUGGCCUUAGGGUGUAUUGGAACGAUGAGAGACUCCCAGUCAGCGAUUUCAGGCACUACGUAUCGCUAUACUUCGACGAUGAGGCUCCACUAAUGAAGGUAUACGACAAGGCCCAUAGGUGGGAGGUAAUGGUAUCCGCCACCGACGGCAGCGGGUUCCAACAGGUUUCGUUUGUCAACAACAUUACAACGUUGAAGGGUGGGACACACGUGCAGCACGUUCUGGAUCCACUUGUAGCGGCAAUUACCAACAAAGUGAAGUCAAAGAACAAGGAUGGUGUGGAGCUAAAACCUUACCAAAUCAAAAACUACAUAUUCUUGUUUGUCAAUUGCCAAAUUGUGAACCCAACCUUUGACUCGCAGACGAAGGAGACGCUCACAACCAAGCCAACAAAGUUCGGUAGCAAGUACACCAUGAACCCCAAGGCGGUUGCCCAGAUACUCAAAAGCACGCUGCUGGAGCGCAUCGUGUCAUUCGCGCAGCACAGGCUGAACAUAGAACUCAAGAAGAAAAUGAAGGUAACAAAGGCCGUCAACAGGCUAACCGGUAUUCCGAAGCUGGAGGAUGCCAACAGGGCUGGGACACGCAGUGCACGGGAUUGCACUCUGAUCCUCACGGAAGGUGACUCCGCCAAGACUUCCUGCCUUGCAGGGUUGUCGGUCGUCGGUAGAGACAACUAUGGGGUAUUCCCACUGAAAGGAAAAUUGUUGAACGUCAGGGAUGCUAGCUACAAGCAACUGGUGCAAAAUGCAGAGAUACAAAACAUACUUAAAAUCAUGGGCCUGGACAUAUCUAAAAAGGAUCAAACAACUCCGGAAGGACUUCGAUAUGGCUCCAUCAUGAUCAUGACAGAUCAGGAUUACGACGGAUCGCACAUCAAGGGCCUGCUCAUAAACUUGCUGCACUACUUCUGGCCAAAAAUGAUACAGUACCGGGGGUUCAUCAGGGAGUUCGUAACUCCGCUCAUCAAGGCCACUAAAGGGGAUGCCGUGGUAUCGUUCUUCACAAUGCAGGAUUAUGUUCACUGGGUGAACACCACCAACGUGUCCGGCUGGCGCAUCAAAUACUACAAAGGUCUCGGUACCUCCACGGACAAGGAGUUCAAGGAGUACUUCACCAACAUUAGACAGCAUCUAAUCGACUUUGUGUACGAAGAUGAAGUAGAUGACGACAGCAUCGACAUGGCGUUUAAUAAGAAAAGAGUUGACGACCGCAAGGCCUGGAUGCAGAGCUACGAGCACGGCACAACCGUCGACCACACCAUCAAGAACCUCAAGUACUCUGAUUUCAUCAACAAAGAACUCAUCCAAUUCUCCAUCUACGAUACGGAACGUAGCAUCCCCUCUGUGGUAGACGGGUGGAAACCUGGGCAACGUAAAGUCCUGUUCGGUUGCCUAAAGCGAAACCUGAUUGCGGAAUGUAAAGUAGCGCAGCUCACGGGUUACGUCGCCGAGCACUCCGCCUACCAUCAUGGAGAAGCAUCGCUUCAACAAACCAUCAUCAACAUGGCGCAAGACUUUGUUGGAUCUAACAAUAUCAACGUGCUCGAGCCAUGUGGACAAUUCGGUAGCCGGAAAGAAGGUGGUAAAGACGCUUCUGCGGCGCGUUACAUCUUCACUAAGCUCAUGCCCAUCACCCGACUAAUCUUCGUGGAAGAGGAUGAUAACGUGUUGCAGUACCAGAACGAGGAGGGGCAAACCAUCGAGCCGUUCUACUACAUACCCACAAUACCCAUGGUGCUGGUCAACGGCAGUGAAGGUAUAGGAACAGGAUUCAGCAGCCAAAUUCCCAACUACAACCCGUACGACAUCAUCAACAAUUUACGGUUGUACCUCACCAACAGGGAUAUGAAGCCCAUGGUGCCAUGGUAUCGCAAGUUCACAGGUAAAAUAGAGCCGAACGAGAAAGGCGGUUUCGAUUGCAUCGGAACCUAUCAAUGGUUGGGCGAAGAAGGAAUGCUGGAAAUUACCGAGUUACCGGUUCGUAAGUGGACCCACGACUAUAAGGUAUUCCUGGAGAGCCUUGAGCAGGGUGUUGGUAGGAAAGAACCCUUGAUUCUGGGGUUUGUGGACAACUCCACCCACGAAAGCGUCCAUUUCACCGUUAACGUAAAUCCCGAUGCAAUAGAGGAAAUACUGAACGAAGGCGUGGAGAAGGUCUUCAAGCUGCGCACCAGCAUCGCCACCUCCAACAUGACGCUCUUCGACGGCCAAAAGAAGCUCAAGCGGUACAGCAACGAGCUGGAGAUCGUCAGGGACUUUGCCGCAGUAAGGUUGGAAACGUACGAAAAAAGGCGUCUGUAUAUGAUAAACAAUCUCCAAUUAACGCUCAAACGCAUCAGCAACCAAGUCAGGUUCAUACACAUGGUGAUAAACGAGGAGCUCAUUUUGUUCAAAAAGCAGAAGGCCGUCCUGAUAGCCGAACUGAGGGGGCUCAAGUUCGACCCGCAUUCCGAACUUGUCAAAUCCAGCGCCGGCAGCGAAGUGAACCCCCCAAUACUUCAUAACGAACCCGCCACUCCCGGCGGUCAGUCAAAGAGGACGUCAACCCUGGACGCCCAGGCGGCAGAUUACAACUAUCUGCUCAACAUGCCCCUGUGGUCGCUCACUCUGGAGCAAGUCCAGAAACUAAAUGAGGAGCACGCACAGAAGGAAAUGCAGCUGCGCCAACUUAUGGUCACCACCGUCACCGACAUGUGGCUGGAUGACCUGGAGCGCCUAGAGACAGCCAUGAAGGCAACAUACCGGCAACAGGAUACGGCGGCACCCACUCCGUCAAGGGCUGCACUGCUGCAACUUGGCAAAAGGAAGUUGAAAUCCUCUAACAACCAGAAGAGUGGCGCCACUCCAAAGGUAGCCGAGAGCCCUGCAACGCGCACUCCAGCGUCCUCAUCGAACAGGGCAAACAAACGAACCAAAACCAAGGCUGCUGCGGACGAUUCCAGCGACUACGAUGAUGACGUGGCGCUUGUUUCCGACACAUACACAGACGAUGAUGAGGACAUGGCCGCCGCACCCAAACCAGCAAAGACCUCGAAGACCACAAGGAGACAGAUUUCUAUCGCAACAGCCUUUUCAAGUGCAAACCAGAAUGCGAGGGACAUGCAAAACGCAAGCAAACCAAGUUGCGCUACACCGUCCGCAACUGACCGACCCGCGGAGAGGCCUCCCAACCCAAUGAAGACAGCAAUGCCAGAAAUAAAUGCAGGCAUGGAGUCGUUUAACCCUAACAGACAACCGUACGUGCAACAAGCGGUCUUAGAUGAGUCAGACAACGCGUCAAUGACCGCCGAGUCUGACGACGGGUUCUCCCUGAGCCAGAUGGAUUUCUCACAAGACGCCCUGGCCGCCUCGGACAUCGAACGUCUGAUGGAUGAAGCAAGGCGUAAGAAGCAGCAACGUGAGGCCGCCAAAGCGAAAUCGCUAAACACACAACAAGCAGCACAUUCAGCUCCAAAGGGAGGUGCCAAAACGUCUGCGAGCGCUACAAGCACGCCAAAGAGGGGUGCCGGGACACCCCAAAGGGCCACCAGCACUACGCCCAAGGGCGUAAAAGCCGCGUCAAAACCAAGCGCAUCGCCCGCUGCGCCUAGAAGCCGCACCACCACUCCAAGAAGCAGCGCGAAGAAGCCUCAGUUUUAUGAGUCAAGUGAGGGGGAGGACUACUACGGUGAGGAUGACGACGAGGAGAGCGGCUAUGAACAGGAGGACGAAGACGAGGAAUAUGAGGAAACGGUAACACGCGGCCAGUCACGCUCAUCGCGACGCGGCGAUACGGCAGCUUCUCAGGAUACACCCGGCAGCCGGUAUAGGCGUAACACCGCCACCGCCAAGGCAGGAGAACAAAAGAGCAGGCCAACUACGUCCGCCAAGAUAACACCGCCUGCUGCCAGCACCGUGAGGAAAGCCUCGCCUUUGGACGCCCCGAGCAGCGGUGACCAAACGGGCAAGGACCUCGACAUUGAUUUCAGUCUCACUCAGGAGGUGGCCGAUAAUGAGGGGCCAGUCGCUGACGCCCACCCGUCGGACCAAUACACAUCAGCACUUCAAAGGGCUGGCUUGGCAAGAUUUAGCGUUGGACUCGCGGAUAGGCUGCGGAACAUGCCUCCGAAGCCACCGCACAAUUAG
This is a messenger RNA of Babesia ovata, 4833 nucleotides long. Its product is annotated as DNA topoisomerase. Gene Ontology annotation, molecular function: DNA topoisomerase type II (double strand cut, ATP-hydrolyzing) activity; DNA binding; ATP binding. Gene Ontology annotation, cellular component: nucleus. The coding region runs from base 1 to 4833 and encodes 1610 amino acids. Lineage: Eukaryota; Apicomplexa; Aconoidasida; Piroplasmida; Babesiidae. The transcript has a single exon. Gene Ontology annotation, biological process: DNA topological change; resolution of meiotic recombination intermediates; sister chromatid segregation. The record is from RefSeq and is a predicted model, not a curated record.